Molecule: messenger RNA, 9758 nt
Organism: Bemisia tabaci
Lineage: Eukaryota; Metazoa; Arthropoda; Insecta; Hemiptera; Aleyrodidae
Source: RefSeq, a predicted model, not a curated record
UGCAAUGAAGUGAAAAAAGUCUCUUCUCUCUCUUGUCCAUUUCUUACCUGCCUAAUCAGUUUUCGUAGACUGCAUAAUUUUGAUAAGGCCGAAAUUCUUGAGGCAAUUUUACUUAAAAGGUGUGAUAGAGAUUGUGAUGUAGAUCGUAAUUAACUUUAGAAUUAAUUGAUAAGCUCACUCCUUCAUUCAAGACUGAUAAAAAUCUGACACCUAACAGAGAAUGCUUGACUCUGAAGAUGAAGAUGCUAAUUCAGAUUUGGACAAGAGAAAACACCCUUACUCCACCAUCAAUCGGAGCGUGCCAAAAGCAUGUUUUAUACGGGAGAAUGGAUCUCGAUCUCAAGGUGCUAAAGUUGCUAAAGAGUUUGAAUGGGCAGCGGAAGACAUUUUUGUUCAGAAGAGUCUCAAUGAACAUAAAUUUGAGUUACCCGAAAAUGCUAGGUCUACUUUUCUGAUGGUCUUCAGUCCUGAUGGGAAAAUUGUGGCGUCAACCCAUGGUAACCACUCUAUUUAUGUAACUGAUGUGAGAACUUGCAAAACAAUCCGAACAUUAAAUGGUCAUCCCAGAACACCAUGGUGUAUAGCGUUUCACCCAUCAUCAAAUCAGAUCCUAGCCUCUGGAUGCCUUGGAGGCGAAGUACGUGUCUGGGAUCUUCAUGGAGGAAGUGAAGUUUGGACAUCUGACUGCCACACUGUGAUAGCAUCUCUUGCUUUCCAUCCUAUUGAACGGGUGCUUGUCAUUGCAACUUACAAUGAACUUUACUUCUGGGACUGGAAUGAAAGAGUGCCUUUUGCCAAAUGUCGCACUGGACAUGAGAAAGAAAAAAUCAGAUAUGUUGCAUUUGAUCAUCUUGGUCAAAAACUCAUCACCGGCAUAGCAAAUGUAUCUCCUCUUCAAUCCCAGUGGGACCGAAUAGCUAAUCCAACGCAGAAUGACACGGAGGAUUGUUUAAGGAGAAUGCUCAGUGAGAGACAGAGUCAACCUACUCCUGCUCCGCGUGAAAGUUUUGGUUUUAGUAGUAUGUUUGAUGAUUCACUAUCAUCCUCAUUUCUGGCAGACCGACUUAGCUGGCAUACGUCACCGCGCCGGCAAGCAGCGUGGGAAGCGCGGCGGCUCCAAAUUCAAGAGGCCUUUAGGAGCCCAAGGCAUAAUCUGCGACCACUUAACGUACGUAGACUCGGUUCACCCGUAGAUCAUCUACGCAGAGCUUUCUUUAAUUCUAACAAUUUGAACACACGAGAAAGAGACAGAACCGCCGUCGAAAACUACCUGCUUGGCAACCGAGACUUCACAUUUAAUGAUUUUAUCUCGGUCGUGAGGAGUCAGUCGGAGCGGAACCAGUUUGAUGGUGACCAUAGUUAUUCAGAAAGUGAGCAGGCUGGUUCGGUAGAGUAUUGGAGGAUUUUGCUUGAUUUUUUUUUCGAUGAGCAAGGUGAGUAUGGUUGGAACGAAAGGGAUGAGUCCCUCUUUACUGACCACGAUUACUCAGUAAGCCGUGAAACGUUUGCUCGCAGUCGACAUAGCUGGUGGAGCAGGAACUUUGAUGAGGAACUGCCAAUGAACAGCACUGCUGAACGUCAACCGAGGAGAAAUGGUCCGCGUUGGACCAGAGCACCCUUACCAACCAGAGCACCCUUACGGCCAUUGAGGUCAGAACGAACUAGGACCAACUCUGCCGGGAACGAAGUCAUGACUCCUGGUGGCGCUCAAAGCGCAUCUUUUAUUAGAGACGUGUCUCGUCUGCAAUCUCGUUUGAGACGUCUUCAAAGGUCGCUCACCUACCUAGAGACCAGAAGAGCUUUGAGCCAAAUCAAUGUCAGAUCUGAUUCAUCCUCCGCAAGUUCAGUACCAAGUAACAGAAUGCAGGGUUUGGCCCCCUUAGUACUUCAGCCAUUGUCCGAUGACCAGCAACUCAGAAUCGUUACUUCGUCUUCAAACUUACUUCGUCUUAGAAUGGGAAUAAAUAACCUGCAGCGCCAAAUUAGUCGUAGUCGCAUUACAACUCGUCUCCUGUUACCUUCGACGAGACAGAGACUCCAAGAGGUGCUGCAGAGGCUACAUACAAGACUUUCCCGUUUUCAAACUUUGACAGACGACCCACCUCUGCAGUCAUCUCUGUCAUCAAUAAACUUCAAUUCACGGGUUAACGGUGAUAUGGGCGGUGCGAGCAGCAGCCACUGGGGUCCCGGAACGUUGAGCAGUGCCUUCAGCUCUGAUCUGCAAGAGGGACCAUCACGAGUGCCUUCCUCAAUAGAGUUCCUUUCUGGCGAACAGAGCACGUCUCGCACAAACGCCGAAGAAGAUUCUUCAAGAGAUGGUCCCUCCUCAAGUAGACGUCUGUGGCCAGGAGCGCAUUAUAGAUCUAAAAUGAGAAGUGGGGAGUCUGCUAGGCGAAGGUAUUUUGAGGAGCGAAUUAAAUCGUUGAGACAGUUAUCGGAUGCAAAUCGUAGUUCUAAUUCAGCAUCAGAUUCAAGUCAAGAACCAAGAGCUUUCCAACGCUACACUCACUCACCAAAACCUUCUUGCAGUAACAUAAAUGAUGCAGGGAACAACGACCAGCAUCCAAAAGCAGAUUCAUCUGACAGGAAACAACUCAGCUACUUUGAAAAGUUAAAAGCAAAAUUUGCGCAGCUGUCACGGCAAAUCAAAGAACAGUGCUCUACCAGCACAGAAUUCACAUCCAACCAUUGGCAGCCAAGUUCCUCAACCCAACCCAAUGAAACACCAUCAAACAACAACGAUUCCAACCCAUCAAAUAGAGUGUCACCAGCUGAGGGUAAUGAAACCAGUCAUGUUGGCAGUAGUGACACAUCUGCAGACUUGAGUGAAAGAAUCAAUAAUAUCGUUUCAAAUAUCCGUAGAGUCGGUAGUUCGCUUAGUCGAAGCAUGAGCUGUGAAUUUGAUGCAGGGAGCUCUAAGAUUGAACCGCGGAGAAAGUCAGACUCAGGAGUGAGCGGUGAGAGUCCAGAAAAGAACUCUGAAGGUUCAGUCGACAGAGGACAAAACAAUAGUCAGAUUCCAGACUCCACCAGUGUUGGGAGUAGUCUUAACCGUCUAAAUUCAGAAGACUCACCUGAGGUUAGAGGAAGCAGCUAUAAAACUUCAAGUCCCUCCAAUAGCAGGAGUUUUGAUAGAGUGAAUUUGGAAGGUUCGUCAGGAACCAGUUCGUUUGGCGCUGAUAAUGAGUUAAGACCUGCAUUUGUGACUGCUUCUAGCUUGCUUGGGUCGCUGAAGCAGAGUAGUUCUCUGUCCAGCUCAUCCACAUCGUCGAAUGAAUCUUGGCAGGGUCCAGUGAGUGAAGUAGGAACAACAGCAGGUGCAACACCCACUAUAGAACUUGGAACAACAAGUCCUUCGCAAGAAACAAGAAGGAUAGGCUUGAAAAGGAAGCUGGAUUCCAUUGUGUCCUCUGCACGCAUCGCAUUACAAUCACGCACAGUGUCACCUUUAAGUUCAACAUGUGAUCUGAGACCUGAUCUAGUCACACCCUCACCUGGGUCAAGAGCGGACCUCGCAUCGAACGACCUAUUUCUCACAUCUAGUUCAAGCUCCUCCUCUUCAGACUCUAGCUCAACUUCCAGUUCUGAUUCUGAUAGUCAAGAUCCAACAUACGAUUCCCUGCAAAACUUGUUUAGAGUACUGAAACAAAGGACAGAUUCAAUAAAUAGAUCUUUCAGAAAUCAAAUCAACUAUGCUCCUCAGAUUGAUCCACCCACUUCUGCUGCUGCUCGUCUGCAGGCUACACUAUCGGACUCAAGUAGAUACAUGGAAAGCCUGUUUGGAGGCCCCUCUGGAAAUGUUGAUGGUUCUAGUCCUCCAGAAAACAGACCAGCUCUGGAUAUUGGAGCUGAAAUUCGAACUCAUAUUCAAUUAUUUCAAGAUGCAUUAAGCAGGCUGUCACAGGCCAGAAGCAACGAAGAACGUGUAGCGGGUGUUCCUGUUUUGCAGAAAAUUCUGAGGCUAUUGUUUUACCUCAUAGAUCUUUGGCUCGGACAGUUAGGGUAUCAACCUGAAGGGAGUGAAACUGGGCAAAGUAGUAGUGUGAAUGCAAGUAGACUGGCAGCACGAGAGCGAAUACUCUCGAUAGAGCUAGCUAGUGAGACAUCCCUUCCACCGACACCACUUCAGGAGAGGGAGCCCGAGAGAUUGUCAAAUGGGUUGUCAGAGACUAGUAACAGAAAUGAUGAACGCCCACCUGCUGAAAAUAGAAGGUCACAUCCAAGAGCGUUUGCCCGGAGAAGAAGAGAUCUUAUGAGGAACCAUCGCUUGUUAUGGUUAAGGGAAAGACUACGUUGCGUCAACGCCAAUCAGCGUAGAAGGCAAUUAGCUGAAAGCAUUGAUGCGCGACGCCAGGAAAUCAGAAGUAGACUGAACGAGAGCCGCAGGCGAUUGACUGAAAGGAUGGGUGAGCAUCAUCGACAAUUGGGGGAGAGAGAAGAACGUCGACAGCAGUUGAGUGACAGAUUAGAGGAGGGUCGACGACAGUUAAGCGAAAGAUUAGAGGAGAGUCAACGGUUGUUAAAUGAGAGGCUAGACGAAAGUAGGCGGCAGUUGAACGAGAGAAUGUUUGAACAAAGGCGACAAAUGAGAGACAGUAUGGAUCAAGUACAAAGAAGAGCGCAGGCAAUGAGAGAUGCAAUUAGACGGACACAAUGCAUACGUGAUCCAGAAGACUGGCGAAGAGAGAGAAGAGAAGAUCUGCGCAGGCUAUGCCAAACCACCAUGCAAGCUCAUUCUGGGCUAAGAUCCUUGGUGGCAGCAAUCGAACGAGGUCAUGAGACAUCCACAGUAUCAUCCGCAGAGCUGUUCAGAGGUGAUGAAAGAAGCAACUCUAAUCUUAGUAAUAGGGACAGUCAAUCAACUAGUCAGCAACCAUCAGUGCCCUUCCGACUGUUAGAUCCUAUUCUGCAACAGUUUAACAAUUCAAGACCAUCUUCCGUUUCUCCACAACAACGAGAUCACAAUCCCUUUCCUCCUCAUAACUCAACGACCAGUGGUUUACAAAGACCAAUCCUCUGUGUUCCUUUAGUCCGCGUCAAUGAUCAACCAGUCAAUCUGCCAGCUGAGGCAAAUGAGCCCUCACAACGGAAUCGUACCAGAUCUCCACCGCUCUACUUUGACCAUCGUCCAAUAGGCGAUGAUGGUGAUAGUCUCGGUCCAGAAGACUCCAGACGUUUUUUGGGACGCAAUUUUAUUAACUCCUUGUUGGAUGAUCCAGGCCUCUUACCGGAUUCGCCGAGAAGUUAUUUUACCAGAAGAACGAUUCCAAAUGAAUUGCGAGUCUCUCUCCAUCAUCGAAUUCAGGCUUGGGAUUUUUCUAAGUGGACUCCUUGGUCAGCCCUUGACAUCAAGAACCCACACAAGAAUCUAGUUGUAGCUGAUUGUAAAAUUUACAAUGACGCAAGUGUAGAUAUAUCCUCGGAUAGCAGUUUACUAGUGACUCUUCUUCCCUCUAGCCGCUUUGGUUUCACGUGUAUGCUAGGAAUAUACAGCCUUGAGUGGGAAACACUAGGUCAGCGCCUAUAUCAAGUUAGUUUCGAGCAGAAUGCUGUUUCUGUUAGUCUUUCACCAACCUGCCGCUAUCUUGUUGUGGGGCUCUCGGCACGCCGCCGCAUUUCACUGGGAACUGAGACUGACACAAUCGCCCAAAUCCUACAGCUGGAUGGGGGAGUGCCCUCAAAGCACAAUAGUUCUCCACAGAGGGGAAAGUUGACCAAAGUUAGGGGCCUUGAGCUUUACCGAGAACUGAGCUCCAUGAGUCUGAAUUGUAUACGCUGGGCCCCUACGCCAGGCCAAGGAAUCGUCUGCGGCACCAACACUGGUCAACUUACGUUUCUCAGAUAGACAAGAGUGAACAAUUCAUGCUCAGAUGUGACCGUCCAUGGACAAAGGCGCCUACUGUUAGAAGCAAAUUAUUCAGGACAGUGAUUUUUGUACAGCCUAGUCAAAGAAUCAAACUUUUGAGUAUCUAUAAAAAAAUUGCUCACUGAUAUUCCAAAGAAUGAGUUUCAAGCAGUCAAGUACACUUUUGUGGCAACAAACAAUUUUCAUUUCAAUCAGACUACUCUGAGCGUCGAGCAUGACUGAUUGAAACUUUCAGUAACUUUUUUUCACUUUUUGAAUCAAGUAACUUUCAAACCAUCAUAUCUAUGGUUCGAUCCAACAUUCAUUUUGGGAACUUUUGGUAUAAAAAUAUUCGUAGAACACCCGCUAAAUUUCAAUCCAGAGUUGCUCGACACUUAGGUCCUUCUUAUUAUGGACGGUCACAAAAAAUGAAAGAUCUCAGUGUUUUCUUUAAGUCUGUAUCCUUCAAUUUAGAAAGCAGUCAUAACUUUCCAAAUUUGCAGACCCCCCCAGGAUUGUUAUGCAUCUUUCUCUCAAUGAGGGUGAAAAUCAGAAAAUGAAGACUUAUCUUUGGCAGGAUCUCAUUGAACGAUCAGUUUUCAGGUUUUCUCUGAAGCAGCAAGAGAGCUUUUUUUUAGAUGUUGAUAAUAGAUGAUGAAUAAUGUUGAUUACUGAUGCUAUUACAGCAACCCACUAGACAGGGUCUGAAUUUAAGCAUUAUGUCUUGUGCUUUUUCACAGUGUGAAUUUCUUGAAUAAAUCCCAUACGUUUUUAUUCAACAUUAGUUUUUAAAAAUUCGUGUCUGCCUUACAAGAAAUAUAAAAUUUAUGCCAGUCAAACUGGCCAUUGAGGAUGAAUUUACAUGUUUAAUUAUUAUUUUCAUCAGUUUUUCACAAAAUUUUCUUCCUUUUUUGAUGUGGUGUACUUCUAGUAUGCAGAAGGGUAUUUAAUAUAUUUUCCUAUACUCUUUAACGGACCACUAGGCAAGUUACGAAUUUAAGUUUUAUAAUUCAUGUUUCCCCUUCAAAAUUUCUUUUUAAAUUCGAUUAGCACAUCAAAAAUUACUGAAAUUAAAUCUUAACGAAGAACUAAUGUUUUUAUUUUGCACCGGUUACGAAGAAUUUAAAUUUUCGGCUCUCAAGAAAAAUCUGAGUCUACGUAAAUCUAAUUGCACUUCAUUAUGGUUUUGGCAGACUUCUUUAGCAAGCAAUGUUCCUUCUCUGCCCCCUGCGGGCUGAUUAUUGAAAUAGGGCGACAAAGCUCAAUCGACUCUAUGUUGUGUCGAUUGGGUUAGCGGAGAGCCAUUUUUUAACUUCUCGGACCCGACAUGACAAGACUAACUGUUUAUUUGAGGGGAUAAGACUAACGGCAUCGUUGCCGUCGUCGGUCGCGUAGUUAUCGAAUUUUUAAAUGUCUUUCAACCAAUCAAAACGCAGCACGGCCAAGCGAAUGACGUCAGUCCGCUAUUUUUAUUCAUCCGCUUAUUGAUGACGUAGAUUUGGUUGUAAACAACCCGUUGACCGCUGCCUUGGCUAAUAACACAUGGUUGAUCAUCGGAUCGAACGAUCGGAUACCCAGCAUUGCGCAAUGUGGACCAUACUAACGCGUUUGAAUUUGUUGGGACCGAUCUCAUAUAAAAAGUUGCACUUUUUCACUUCAAAAAUUAAUUUUUUACUGAAUCGUGCAAAAAUAAUUGGAGGUUAUUGAUCGACUAAGCCUUUGUUGGGUGCUCCAAAGGUGCCUGUAGCUUGUCGGCGCUACGUUUUCUUUUAGUCCAUGAAGCGAUAGGACAUAGAUUUAAAAAAUAGCGCUUACCACUCUGGUGGUCAAUGGUCGAUUGCGCGAUACAACAAAGUGGCGACAUAGAGUCGAUUUCAUUUCAAUAAUCGCCCCGCUGUUAUUCAAAGUGAUAAUAAGGUGCAACAGCUGAGUUGAAGAGCUAAGAUUGAAGUUGCCAUAUUUUUCAUACCACAGAGACUGUUAUGUUAAUGUUUAGGUUGCGACUCAACUCAAGUAGAUAGCGGUUUUUUUUCAUGAGUGGGAAGUUUGAAUUUAUGCAUCUUAAUAUCUUGGUUAGGAGUAAAUUUAUUAAUUUUUGUUGCAAAAAUCCUGAUCUGAAAAAACAUGUUUCAUAAUGCUGAACUUUGCACUUUUUCUAGUGGUCCAUUAUGAAGCAUAACAAUAUUUGAAUCAAAACGACAUUUGAUGCAAGUGAAUUAUCGUUCCUCGAUGAGCUAGACCCGAAUUUAGUUAGCAGAGUUGUGGUCGACCGUGAGUUGAGGCAAGGAUGCUGACUUUGUUGUUUGGUAAAUAAUUGAUGGUUUGCACUGUUGAGGAACGAAGGAUGGCUCGAUCCUGCUGUAAAAAAAGCUCAACUCGCGGACAGCUUGGGUUUAGAAUAUAAUUUUUGCAACUUAAAGUCGAAUUUAGAGGUUAAACUUCUUAACAUGCAGUCUUGCAGUCAACUAUAAACCAACAAGAUUUAGGUCCUAGAUAUUUAAAACAGACUUUUAAAAUAUCAAUAUGUUAUUUAAAAGAUUAUUUGUGAAUUUUUCAUGAGGAAUUAGUCAACGUGGAUCACUUUUAUAUUCAGAUCCUGGCUACUGGUCUGUUGGGCGAAUGAAGUAGAUGUUUAGAGAAAGUUUUUAAGGUCAAUGAAAAAAAAAAUAGGAAAUCUCCUCUUGAAAAAUUUUGCAAUUCAUCCAUCCAAUGCAUUUUUACAACUGUCUCUCUUUUAUAUUCAUUUCUAAAUUUUUUUUCUUAAAAAUAAGUGGAUAACUUGUUACAAAGACUCUCAUAUCAAUCUUUGUGAAUCGAGGUCGAUCUGAUUUAAUUCAUUUGCAUAAGAAACUGCCUUUACUCUAGAAUGAAAAAAAGCCUCUUGACCUGAAAAACCACCUCAGCUGAACAAAAUCCGAAUAGAAAACAAAACACCUCACUGUUUUUCAUAAAAAUUACACGCUAAACACAAUAUAGGUAAUUAAAUUUUAAAAAAUCAAUCCUUCACCAAAGUACAUGUUUCAGUCGAUUCAAUGUGUAAUCUAUAGAAGAUCAAGGCAUCCCAAAUAGAAAUGAAAGUGUGAGACUAAUCAAUUAUUUAGGCCAAACUAAAACUUUCUUCUGUAGCGAAUUUUCCUUUGAGCCAUUCUAAAAGGAGAUAAGUUUUAUACGAAAGAAAUCAAUUUUUUCAAAAUUUAGCCAUGGAUACCAACCGAAUAAAAUGAAUUCAGUCCACUAGUGUAUUUUUCUGCAAAUGGUCCAUACUUGGCUGGAAAAAAAAGAAAAAACUGAGGACAAGGAGAAUUUUACGGCUUUCUAGAACUUUGAAACCUCUCCUUUAACUGGUGUCCUUUGUUAAACCUCCUUCUGAGCGCCAAUUUCAAGUCAUUCGGCUGAUAACUGAUGUUGCAUUUCGACAAAAUUAAGUUUUCCUUACAAAACAUUAAAGGCCUUACCCCCUCUUAAAAUGGCUUGAAGGAAAAGAUGCUAUAGAACAAGAAAAGUUUUGUCCUAGGUGUAGGAAUGAAUUUUUGAUAUAUCUAUUUUGUAAUUUGAGGUACUCUGUAUGGGCAUUGUCUUUCAUUUUAUGUUGCAUUAGUGUUACCCCAAUUGUAAAUCUAUUAUUUUGAGUCAAUCUUGUCUCAUAUUGUUUUUUCGUGUACAUUUUUUUGAGGAAUUAGGUAUUGGCUUCAAUUCAGGCCUUGCUCACUUGCCUAUUCUCAAGACUGUGAGACAAAUGCGGAAGCCGGAAAACGAGCCUACAGCUGCAUCAAUUACUUCUACUGCUUAAUAUUCUCUAUUAAUUUGUCGUUCAAUGUAGCUGCAAUCUUUCAAUUACAUUGUUUACUUGCGAUCUUCUGCGAACCUGUAUUCUUCUUUUUAAGGUCAUUAAAAAUAACUAUUUUUGUUUAUA